UGCUGUCUUGAUCAUGACGAGGUCGAGGUCCGCGUCCAGAAGUAAUGUCCUUGAAAAUCACACUGAUUACAGUCUUCAGCUAAAUCGAUGGUACCUCAUACCGAUUGGCGCUUGGCCACGAAUGAACAACUCAAACGUAGCGUGCAAUGUACUCGUGCUGAUACACAUUUUCAUUUGUCUGAUCAUGAUGACAGUAAUCAUGAUACCGUGCACAUUAUUCGUAAUAUUCGAGAAAGCGAACAUCAAAUUGAAAUUAAGCGCCAUCGGUCCGCUGCUCUACAGACUUAUGGGCUCGGUGAAUUAUUGGAUGCUUCUCAAACGUAGCAGCGACAUUCGUAAAUUGAUACGGCACAUGGAGGAAGAUUGGAAGAUCAUACAUAGGAUCGAGGAUCGCGAAGUGAUGCUGCAGUACGCCAAGUUCGGCCGCUCCGUCGCCGGAAUCUGUGGGGUAAUCAUGCACGGUGGGGCGUUUCUGUUUAGCAUAGCCAGGGCAAUAAAGACCGUGCCCAUCACCGUUGGCAACAAGACCCUUCGGAUGCAUCCGAUGACGUGUCCGAUCUACAGCCAGAUCAUCGAUAUAAGAUUCAGUCCUGUGAAUGAGAUCGCGUUGAUCAUGCAGUUCCUGUCGACGUUCAUAGUAAGUUCAUCCACCGUCGGCGCUUGCAGUCUGGCGGCCGUCUUCGCGAUGCACGCGUGCGGUCAAUUAAACGUCCUUUGCACGUGGCUACGUGAACUUGUAGAAAACCAGAAGGGAAAUCAGACAGCCGAACAGAAAUUGGCCGCUAUUGUCGAGCAUCAUCUCAGAAUAUUGACUUUUAUAGCACGUGUGGAAAGUAUUAUGAAUAAGAUUUCUCUUGUGGAAUUGAUGGGAUGUACGAUAAAUAUGUGCUUACUUGGAUAUUAUUUGAUUAUGGCUUGGGAAGAUUUUGAUGCAACAAAAAUAACAUCUUACGUUAAUGUGUACUUUUCGAUGGCAUUUAAUAUUUUUAUAUUUUGCUAUAUCGGAGAGAUUAUCACAGAACAGUGCAAACACAUCGGGGAAGUGGCAUAUAUGACCAAUUGGUAUAAUCUACAUCACAAAACUGCACUUGGUCUUAUUUUAAUAAUAGCACGAUCAAGUAAUGUAAUAAAGAUCACUGCAGGAAAAAUUUUUCAUUUGUCCAUCGCAACGUAUGGCGACGUAAUGAGAACUUCUAUGGUAUAUUUAAAUCUUUUACGAACUCUAACAAUAGUUCAAAUAUUUACUAAUAUAUAUCCUGUAAUGUUAGACCGUUCGCCAAACUCUUUCGAAGAUCGGCGCAGGCGCUUCUCAUAUUCCGGGCACGAUGAAUUGUCUAUCCGUGGCCAGUACACCGUGCGCUUUCACGUAGCGAUCAUGUCAAAUUCCAAACGUGCGCCUGAAAGCGACAUAUCGAAAAAAUAUAAUGAUUACAGUUUACAAUUGAAUCGAUGGCUUAUCAAGCCGAUCGGUGCGUGGCCGCAAAUAAACGCGUCGAGCUUAGCAUGGAGAAUUUUUAUAUUACUACAAAUUCUCAUUUGUGCGAGCUUAGUAGCGUCUGUAACGGUACCGUGUUUGUUAUAUGUGUUAUUUGAAAAAGUUAACGUCAAGCUAAAACUGAACGCCCUUGGGCCACUGAUUCACAGGCUUAUGGGAUCUAUAAAUUACUGGGUGUUGCUCAAUCGCAGCAAUGACAUUUAUAAAUUAAUGCGGCACAUGGAGGUAGAUUGGAAUCGCAUACAGAAGAUCGACAAUCGCAAAGUGAUGCUGCAAUAUGCUAAGUUCGGUCGUUUCAUCACCAUGAUCUGUGGGAUGAUCAUGCAGGGCGGUACGUUCAUCUUCAGCUUAACGAAAGCGCUGAAAACUACAACCAUCGUCAUCGGCAAUGAGACUUAUACGACGUAUCCGAUGACGUGUCCGAUUUAUAGUAAAAUCAUCGACAUAAGAUUCAGCCCUGUAAACGAAAUCGCGUUAGUUCUGCAGUUCCUGUCAACGUUCAUAGUCAGUUCCUCUACCGUCGGUGCUUGUAGCUUGGCCGCCGUCUUCGUGACACAUGCUUGUGGUCAGCUGAACGUGAUGUAUGCGUGGCUACAUGAACUUGUUGAAAAUCAGGAAAAAGGAAAUCAUGCAGUUAAACGAAAAUUGGCCACCAUCGUGGAACAACAUUUGAGAACAUUGAGUUUUUUAUCACGUGUGGAAAGUAUUAUGCAUAAAGUUUCUUUUGUGGAAUUAACGGGAUGCACGAUAAAUAUGUGCUUAAUUGGAUAUUAUGUUAUAAUGGCUUGGGAAAUGCUCGAUACAGCAAAAAUAAUGUCUCUCGUUAUGAUAUAUUUUUCGAUGGGAUUUAAUAUUUUUAUAUUUUGUUACAUUGGAGAGAUUGUCACAGAACAGUGCAAAUAUGUCGGAGAAAUGGCAUAUAUGACCGACUGGUAUAAUCUACAUCACAAAACUGCCCGUAGUCUCAUUUUAAUCAUUGCUCGAUCGAGUAACGUGAUUAAGAUCACCGCAGGAAAAUUAUUCCAGUUAUCUAUCGUAACUUUUGGUGAUGUAAUGAAAACUUCCGUGGUAUAUUUAAAUCUUUUACGAACAUUAACAUAAUAUGAAACAUAAAUUUCAAGAAAUACGACAAAUAUAUUU
Molecule: messenger RNA, 2635 nt
Organism: Wasmannia auropunctata (little fire ant)
Lineage: Eukaryota; Metazoa; Arthropoda; Insecta; Hymenoptera; Formicidae
Exons: 11
Coding region: 14-2596 (860 amino acids)
Biological process (GO): detection of chemical stimulus involved in sensory perception of smell; sensory perception of smell
Cellular component (GO): plasma membrane
Molecular function (GO): olfactory receptor activity; odorant binding
Source: RefSeq, a predicted model, not a curated record